This is a messenger RNA of Sebastes umbrosus (honeycomb rockfish), 3509 nucleotides long. Its product is annotated as BTB/POZ domain-containing protein KCTD1-like. NCBI's taxonomy places the organism in Eukaryota, Metazoa, Chordata, Actinopteri, Perciformes, Sebastidae. Bases 668 to 3115 code for a protein of 815 amino acids. The transcript is spliced from 5 exons. Gene Ontology annotation, molecular function: transcription corepressor activity; transcription factor binding. Gene Ontology annotation, biological process: negative regulation of DNA-templated transcription; protein homooligomerization. The record is from RefSeq and is a predicted model, not a curated record. Gene Ontology annotation, cellular component: nucleus.
AAAUUCAUGAAAAUCGCACUUUUUACAAUAUGGGACCUUUAAAAGAGCUAUCCACAUGUAUGCAGUACAUACAUAACUAUUAAAACAAGCACAACGAGGUGAAACACUGUUUAGAUGUGUCCUAAUGAUAAUAAAAUAAAGUGUGCAUGUGUGAUGAUUAGAUAUUGUCAGUGUGAUAAUGUUCUCUUUCUCUCCUUUAAAUCCUUGUGUCUGAUUUGAAAUACAGUGUAAUAGGAGUUGAGAUACUAGAAGACAGAUCUACCUCAACUCUUGAUCUGUCAUCUCUUCUGGCUGACAGUCUUCAUUAUUCUUCAUAUUUAUGAAUGAAAGUGAUAUCAGAGCGAAGAUAAUGGUGUGUGUGUGUGUGUGUGUGUGUGUGUGUGUGUGUGUUUGGCUCCCGAUGCUACUGGAGGUCACACUCCUGCAGUCCUGUUCUUCACCACAUCACACAGAGCUCAUGCUGCUGGUCCAAUAUGCAGUCCAAUACUGCAGCCUUUUUUUGUCAGGGAGCGCGCUUCCAAAUUUACUCUCCCGCUGCGCUCGCUCCCCGUGCCUUAAAAAAAACCCGCGUGCACGGCUGAAGGUCACUUAAACACAAAAGGCUUUCAGCGCUGCGGUCCAAUAUAGCGCAUGCGCGCUGCCGGAGGACUGCUUCACAGACCGCAAUAUGGCGAGAAUGCCUGGCAGCGGAGACGCGGAGCGGGAGCAGAUGAGCUGCCCUGAGAGGAGCACAGAGGAAGAGCAUGAGGAGGAGGAGGAGGAGGAUGAUGAUGAUGAUGAUGAGAUCCAGGAGGUCCAGAUCACUGGGGAGGAAGAGGACGAGGACUGUGGUGUGGAGCUGGAGUGGGAGUCAGGGGGCACAGUGCUGGACUCCAGCGGAUCCGCCGCGGAGCUCCAAGCGGUCGUUCUGCGGAGUAUGGACCGAGGAGGAGAGGAGGAGGAGGAGGAGGGAGAUCUGGACCCCUUCAGCAGCAGCCAGGUUCACCUGGAGGCUCACCUGGAGGGAGACCUGCAGCCGUCAGAGCGGAACAAGCUGAGCGAGAACACCCGCCUGGCCACCCGGUACGCGGUGCGGAUCUUCAGGGAGUACCUCAAUGAGAAAGCACAAAGUCCGGACUUUGAAACUCUGGACAAGGAGGCGCUGUGCGCGCUGCUGCGCUCCUUCUACGCGGAGGCGCGCUCCAAGAGCGGCCAGCUGUACAGCAAGUCGUCCCUCAUCAGCAUCCGGAGCUCCCUGAACCGGUACCUCAACGAGCCGCCCUACUGCCGCACCCUGGACCUCACCAAGGACCCGGAGUUGCGCAGCGCCAACCUGACCCUGGCCGCGGUGAUCCGGAGGCUCGAGGAGCAGGGCGCCGGUCCCGUGGUGCAGAAACAAGCCAUCACGCGCUCGGACCUCCGGAAGCUGUACGAGUCCUCCGUGUUCAACACCGACACGCCGUUCGGGCUGCUCAACAAGGUCUGGUUCGAGACCUGCAUGUAUUUCUGCACCCGGGGCCGGGAGAACCAGCGGGAGCUGGAGGAGGACUCGUUCGGUCUGGCCGUGGACGAGGACGGGAGAAAGUUUGUGUACUUCAAGGCUCUGGGUCCGUACCACAAGUCCCGCUCCGCCGCCUGGACCAAGAAGCGACCGGACGCGGACGAGGACACGCUGCCCCGGAUGUACGAGACGGGCUCGGAUCCGUGUCCGUACGCCAGCUUCGUCCGGUACGUGUCCAAGCGGAACCCGCUCUGCCGGGCCUUCUUCCAGCGGCCCCGGGACCACUGCUGCGCGAGCGACAUGACGUGGUACGAGAACAAAGCUAUCGGGAAGAACCUGUUGGGCACGAGGAUGCAGAUGUUGUCGCGUGCCGCCAAGCUCUCGAAGACGUACACCAACCACUGCAUCGGCGCCGUCUCCAUAGCAACGCUCAACAGCAUCGUGGGCGCCGCGGGCUCCAGGACGACGACGACGCUUUACGUUGCCUCGGAAACGGUCAACGGCCACGCGCAGUCCCACCUGCAGCUCGUGAUCCCGUACCUGCGCCGGGUCACCGACGCUGCGGAUGUGAAGCCGGCGGUAACGACGUUAAACACAUCAUCAUCAUCAUCAUCAGCAUCAAUAACAACAACAACAACAACAACAGCGAACAGGCUCAGACACGAGGAGGACCCGCGGGCUCCUCACGCCAAGAGGCUGUGCGUGCGCCCCGGGCCGCGCGCGGAGUGUCCUCCCGUGGAGCGGAACGAGAGCGAGCCGGUGCCUGCGAGGACCACGGAGUCCCACAUGAACCCGCAGCCUGCUGUGCGGUCCCCGGUCGCUGCAGUCUCCACACAGGACAGCUGUGGCAGCAGCAACAUGUCCAGUCAGCAGCUGGUCUCUGUGUCUCCUGUGUCUCCUCUGGGCUCCGCCGGCAUCCCCAAACCAGCCCAGCUCACCAAAACCAAUGCACCUGUCCACAUCGAUGUAGGAGGACACAUGUACACCAGCAGCCUGGCCACUCUUACAAAGUACCCUGAGUCACGGAUCGGUCGUCUGUUUGAUGGAACGGAGCCCAUAGUGUUGGAUAGUCUUAAGCAGCACUACUUCAUUGAUCGAGAUGGCCCCAUGUUCCGCUACAUACUUAACUUCCUCCGGACCUCAAAGCUCUUCGUCCCCGAUGACUUCAAAGAAUACUCGCUGCUGUAUGAAGAGGCCAGUUUCUUCCAGCUGACUCCUCUGCAGGCUGAGCUGGAGCGCUGGAGGACUGAGCAGGAACGAGGGGGUGUGUGUCUGGAGUGUGAGUGUGUCGUGAUUCAUGUGGCUCCGGAGCUCGGCGAGAGGAUCAGCAUGAGCGCCCACCGGGCUGUGAUCGAGGAGGUUUUUCCAGAGGUCAGAGACGUCAUGUCCAAUUCCCUGAACACCAGCUGGAACCAGGACUCCGCACACAUCAUUCGCUUCCCGCUCAACGGCUACUGCCACCUCAACUCUGUCCAGGUGUUGGAGCGGUUACAGCAGAAAGGGUUCUGGAUCACAGGUUCAUGUGGUGGUGGAGUGGACUCAUCCCAGUUUAGUGAAUACAUUCUACGGAGGGAGGGCCGAGGCGGACGACACCCCCCCACCCUCAUCCGAAUAAAACAGGAACUCAUGGACUGAACUCACGGUUGUCCAACCUUUUUGCACACAAAUCAGCGACUGUUUCUCAAACGGAGAACAGUUUCACUUCAGCAUGAAAGAAGUCAACAAACUGAGCAGACAUGAAUACUCAGAAUAUCUUACUCUACGUACAGUAGGUGACUGAGAUGUUAGUCUUACUUUAUACUUCGCUUACAGUUGCCACAUACAUUUCAGACAGUAGUAUCAUUACAGUAAAAUAAAAUAGAUCCAUCUGUGCAGGGAUUGGCAGGGGAUCAUGGGAUCCUAAAUUUGAGGUACACUAGCAUUAGUAUCUCUAUUAAAGGUCCCAUAUUGUAAAAAGUGAGAUUUUCAUGUCUUUUAUAUUAUAAAGCAGGUUUAAGUGCUAUAUAAAUACUGUUAAACUAUCAAAACG